Papaver somniferum (opium poppy) is the source of this 4741-nucleotide messenger RNA. RefSeq lists its product as uncharacterized. The transcript has 13 exons. Gene Ontology annotation, cellular component: mitochondrion. NCBI's taxonomy places the organism in Eukaryota, Viridiplantae, Streptophyta, Magnoliopsida, Ranunculales, Papaveraceae. The coding region runs from base 868 to 4017 and encodes 1049 amino acids. Gene Ontology annotation, molecular function: malonate-semialdehyde dehydrogenase (acetylating, [NAD(P)+]) activity; methylmalonate-semialdehyde dehydrogenase (acylating, NAD+) activity; zinc ion binding. Gene Ontology annotation, biological process: thymine catabolic process; L-valine catabolic process. The record is from RefSeq and is a predicted model, not a curated record.
UGUUGUCCUAAACUCAAGCCCCCCAAAUUUCUUUCUUUUCCCUUUCUUUUCUCCAAUUCCAUAAUUUAAUUUUACUUCUGAAACUCUAAUCGAGUGCAUAGCCUACUUUUUUGGGAAUUUUUUUUUCCAUGUGAAAUUUACAUCAACUACAAACACUCUAGAUUUCACUUACCCCUUAUCUCAACUAGUUAAACCUCUGAAAUUUUGUUGAAAAGUUGAACCGUUGAGUGGGCGGAUAAUUAUUGAGAUAAUAUUGUGAAUUUAGACAUCCAUCUCAGUUUGUCCAAUGAGAACUGGAUGUCCUAGGAUUCAUUUGGCUUGUAGUAGGUGUUCAUAUCUCAAGAGACUAUCAUGUAGAGAUUAUUUGGUCUAUCGGGAUUGAAGUUGAACAACAAGCACUAUUAGAUUUCCAACAAAGCUCGAAUUGGUUAUAUUUGUACUUGUUCACUUUGAAUGAAGGAGCAGUUAACGAUUCACAUGAUAGAUAGCAACAUGAUGGAGGAAGACACUCCGAUCUUGAGGGUAGGGAUCAGUGCGACCCCAUGUUGUCAGAUUGACCAGUGCGAAGGUCCAGUCGAUGAUCCACAGAAAAAAAGCAUAAUGAACAAUGAAGACGCUCCGGUGUCGGAGGUGGGGAGCGAUUUGACCCGAGGGUAUCAGGUCGAUCAGUAGGAUAAAGAACCACUCAAUGAUUCACCGAAUGAUAGCAAUUUGAUAGGGGAAGAGGCUCCAAUUGCAACGGCGGGGAUUGAUUUGACCCAAUGUUUUCAGACUGAUCAGCUAUUUGGUUCACGAGAGGCAGCAAUUGAAUGGUGCCAUGAAGUUGCAAGAAAGAAUAAUACAACAGUGGUUAUAACGAGGUCAAAUAUGAACCCUGCGAAUAGGCGUGCCUUUGUUGACAUUGGAUGUCAAAGGGGCAAAAAGAAAUAUUACAGGUCUAAAGUCACGCCAGAUACCAGAAAACGUCAGUCAAGAGAAAGCAAGAAGUGUGAUUGUCCUUUUUCGUUGAGAGGUAUAUGCCUUGCUGAAAAUAAAUGGAGAAUUCGAGUCAGUUGUGGCAGACAUAAUCACGAGGGUGAAAGCACAUUUGUUUCAUACUUUAAUAGGGGGAAAAAAGAUGAGGAGCAACUAGUGGCUGAAUUAACUGCAAGUGGUGCGCGUCCUCAACAGGUAUUUCAGGCUUUGAAUGAGAGGAACAACAAAAGGCCGAGUUUAAAACGUCAGGCAGAAAAAAUGUUAGUGAUGGAACAUGUAAAUAUGAUGGAGGAAAACACUCCAAUCUCGAAUGUGGAGAUCGAGGUGACCCAAUGUUAUCAGAUUGACCAGUGUGAAGGUCCAGUCAAUGAUCCACAGAAAGACAACAAUAUGAACAAGGAAGAUGCUCCGAUGACGGAGGUGGGGGCCGAUGUGACCCUAUGUGAUCAGAUCGAUCAGGAUAACGAACUACUUGGUUAUCCACCGGAUGAUAGCAAUUUAAUGGUGGAAGAGGUGGGGAUCGAUUUGACCCAAUCUUUUCAGACUGAUCAGCUAUUUGACUCACGAGAAGCAGCAAUCGAGUGGUGCCAUGAAGUUGCGAGAAAGAAUAAUACAACAGUUGUUAUAAUGAGGUCAAAUAUGAACCCUGCGAAUAGGCGUGCCUUUGUUGACAUUGGAUGUCAACGGGGCAAAAAGAAAUAUUACAGGUCUAAAGUUACGCCAGAUACCAGAAAACGUAAGUCAAGAGAAAGCAAAAAGUGUGAUUGUCCUUUUUCGUUGAGAGGUAUACGCCUUGCUGAAAAUAAAUGGAAAAUUCGAGUUAGUUGUGGAAGACAUAAUCAUGAGGGUGAAAGCACAUCUAUUCCGUCCUUUAAUCGGUGGAAAGAAGAUGAGGAGCAACUAGUGACUGAAUUGACUGCAAGUGGUGCACGUCCUCGACAGGUACUUCAGGCAUUGAAAGAGAAGAACAACAAAAGGCCAAGUUUAAAACGUCAGGCAGAAAAAAUGUUAGUGAUGGAACAUGUAAAUAUGAUGGAGGAAAACACUCCAAUCUCGAAUGUGGAGAUCGAUGUGACCCAAUGUUAUCAGAUUGACCAGUGUGAAGGUCCAGUCAAUGAUCCACAGAAAGACAACAAUAUGAACAAGGAAGAUGCUCCGAUGACGGAGGUGGGGGCCGAUGUGACCCUAUGUGAUCAGAUUGAUCAGGAUAAAGAACUACUUGAUUAUCCACCGGAUGAUAGCAAUUUAAUGGUAGAAGAGGUGGGAAUCGAUUUGACCCAAUCGUUUCAGACUGAUCAGUUAUUUGACUCACGAGAAGCAGCAAUCGAGUGGUGCCAUGAAGUUGCGAGAAAGAAUAAUACAACAGUUGUUAUAAUGAGGUCAAACAUGAACCCUGCGAAUAGGCGUGCCUUUGUUGACAUUGGAUGUCAAAGGGGCAAAAAGAAAUAUUACAGGUCUAAAGUCACGCCAGAUACCAGAAAACGUCAGUCAAGAGAAAGCAAGAAGUGUGAUUGUCCUUUUUCGUUGAGAGGUAUACGCCUUGCUGAAAAUAAAUGGAAAAUUCGAGUUAGUUGUGGAAGACAUAAUCAUGAGGGUGAAAGCACAUCUAUUCCGUCCUUUAAUCGGUGGAAAGAAGAUGAGGAGCAACUAGUGGCUGAAUUGACUGCAAGUGGUGCGCGUCCUCGACAGGUACUUCAGGCAUUGAAGGAGAAGAACAAAGAUUGUCUCGUGAGCGCCAGAACAAUAUACAACAAAAGGUCGAGUAUAAAACGUCAGGAGGCAGAGAAAAUGUCAGUGAUGGAACAGGUAGUUAAGUUGUCAACCCAAUACCAUUACAUGGUGUGGCACAGAAAGGAUGAAAAGACGAAUGAGUUAAAGGAUAUAGUAUGGGCUCACCCAGAAUCCACAUUGUUGGCAAAAUGUUUCCCUUCUGUACUAAUAAUUGAUUGCACCUACAAGACUAAUAGGUUCAAGGUUCCAUUCUUUCACAUAGCUGGAGUUUCAUCUUUAGGAACACCUUUCACAGUGGCAUAUGCUUUCAUCGAGGAGGAGACGAAAGAGCACUUUAGUUGGGCAUUGACACAGUUAAAAUUCUUAUUUAUGUCGGAUACUUUACCAUCUGUUUGUUUGAUGAAUGGGGAGCAUCCAUUAAUAAAUGCUGUUCGCGUUGUGUUCCCUGAAGCAAAGAGGUUGCUCUGUACGUUGCACAUUGGAGAAAGCAUUGUAACCAAUUGCAGAAAAGAGAUUCUAGAUGACAAUAUGUGGAACAAUUUCUAUGGUGACUGGGAGUGUGUUGUAAAAGCAGAGACCAAGGAAGCUUUUGUGGAUUCGUAUACUGAGUUUGUAACAACUUGGGUGGCGAGGUAUCCGACAUGCAUUACAUACAUACGUGAUACAUGGAUGGUGCACAAGGAGAGCUUUAUUUUGGCAUGGACACAGAAGAUCAAGCACUUCGGAUACACUGAAAUAACUACGGAUGAGAGUGAGCAUGAUCAUUUGAGGAAGCAUAUGGAGUCCUCGAUGGGUACAAUGGGUUUCUUCUUUCGUUGCUGGGAGACGAUGCACGGCAUUGUAGCAAGCCAGAUUAAACAGAUUAGGGCCUCCAAUGAGAAGAGCUUGUCUAGUAUGAAUCGUAAAUAUGAGAUAUCUGCCUUCGAAGAGUUGAACAACCAUGUCUCUCAGCAUGCGUUGGACCUUAUACAAUUGGAACUCAAUCAAUCAGCAGAUAUAGAGUUGAAGAACCAAUCAACACUCGUAAGCAUUGAUAUAACUUCUUGUAGUUGUCUAAUUGGUUAUACACAUGGUCUUCCUUGUGUGCAUGAAGUACUUCACUACACCCAGGAGGGCAGCCCUAUUCCUCUUUCUGCAAUUGAUCAACAAUGGAAGCAACUCUCCAUGGUGCUCAAAGUGGAUUAUGAUUUUGAUUUUAUUUCCCAACCCGAGGUGCGACUCCUAAAACAAAGAUGGAUAGAAGCGUCAGAAUCUGACCGAGGCUUAAUGGAGGAGAAGAUGAGAGAAGUCUUGUCAUCUUGGGAUAGCUAGAUGACACUCAAUGAUGGAAAUUCAGAUUCGAUGCAUGUUGGAGCAUUUAUGUUUCCUUCGUUACGUUCAGCAUGAUAUAUGGAGCACAACUUUGUCUUCAAGUUAAUGGUUGGAUUAACUGCUAGAAUUGGAGUUAAGAAUAAACUGGAGUUGUUGAAGUUGAGAACACAUUUGCAGAUUAGACUGAUAUGUUUUCUGCUGUAGUUGCAAUAGGUUGGAAAUCAGAAUCAGGAUGCCAACUUAAAAGUAGGGUAUGCCAGGAAGUCUCAUCAAGUUUACAGCAAUGUUGAUGUUUACGGAGAAUUUGGGGACACCAUGCCAGUUGGUUUGACACGGAUUGACUUGCGUUAUGCUUCUUUCAAUCUGAUAAGACGAACGUCAAUAGGCUUCAUUCCAGUCAUUUCUAGGAAACCUGCAACAUAAUGCCACACUUAGAAGAGGAGUGGAGGUCAUAGAAGUUUCUAUAGAUCUUAAGAAUGUAGUUUUAACCAAGUUUGUGUUGGUGCUUUUUAAAUUUAAAAGGGUUUUCAGUGGUUCUAAAAGGUCCUCCUAGAUCUCUGUUAUUUAUAUAUCCUGCUGUAAUUAUGUUCUAUCAGUACCCAUUUUGAAUGCCUACUAUCUCAUCAGUGCAGGCUGAGUGUUAAGAAUGGAGGGUGAUUCUAAAUGAAGUAACAGAUCUCAUUCCUUAUUUUGGUCACUAAGUAGAUGCAUGAUCCAGAAAACA